AUGAUCCGUCUUGCGGAUUAUGUCGUGAUCGUUGGAUAUGAUUUCGACAAAUCGAUUGAAUUUGAGAGUCAAGGUCGCGUGUUACAGCGAUUUCCAACGAAAGAAUGGAGUAAUUAUCCAUAUGAAUUUCAUGUAGAAUCGUUUUGUCAGCCGUGUGGAUGGCGACUAACGACAAACCGUCAGGCACCUACCUUCUUCGUUGCAUAUCUAACGGGGAUAGAUGGUAGCCGCUACUAUGCCGCCUGUCUUACGUUCUACGAAGCUGUCUCAGGUCAACAACAACAUAUUAUCCAACAUCUUUCCCAUGGUAAUCGUAGUACUAACGCUACGGAUGCGCACCACCACCAGACCGUCGCAGCUACUUCUUCCACUGGAAGUCUGAGCCAUCUAAAUAGUUGCGAGAGUCUGGCUGUGGUGUCUGGCAACUUCAAUGGGGCGUCGGUGGAUCCUAACCUCAUCCGACCCACCGAACUCUUCGCUCCGAAAUGCAUCGUUCUUCUUGCCCGUCAUCAGCAUUUUAAAAAUUGCUUAAGCAUACUCUACACUACAUUCAUGGACAGCCCGAAGGAGUUUAACCUGGAGGAAAUCAUCGGAAACAUUGUUGGGGGCAUUGAAAUACCACCUAUCGGGGGCCCUCGAAAGACUUUCACAGUGGGUGCCAACGACCGGCAAACUGUACAACCUGCCAAGUGUCAGACGAUACCCGUCACACGUUCUUCCGUGGCCAAUCUUUUCAAAUACUUAGGCAUUGAUAAUGUGUUGCUGAUGUUCACGGCGAUGCUAAGUGACCAAAAGUUGUUGGUCUGCUCCCAAAGCUUGGUCCGUCUUACCGAGGCCUGUCACGCUCUCACAUCGAUUAUCUACCCACUAAAAUACGGCAACACUUAUGUUCCCAUUCUACCGAGAGGCCUGCUGGAUUAUCUGAGUGCUCCAACGCCCUUCCUUUACGGCAUCCACGCGUCCUACCGUCAUCUUCUUCCCGAUAUUCCGGAUGUAUUCAUAGCAGAUCUCGAUGUCGGACGUGUUAUUUGCCCAGAGAAUAUCCCUCUUCCCCAGAUUCCUCAACCCUUCCUCACCGAGGCAAUACAAAGCCUCUUCCAUAUAUUGAGUCCCGACCUAUUGAUCUCUGACAACGUCUACCCUCCUCCACCGGAGACUGUACCCCAACUGACUCCCGAGCAGAUCGACAAGAAACUGCGUGCCGUAUUCCUACAUCUAUUCGCAUCCAUCUUCGUUGGUUAUCGCUCCUGCCUCACCAUCACUCGCAUUCAUCCACAGCCCGUCAUCCACUUCAACCGGUCGCUGUUUCUGGUGUUGCGAGGCGUGCACGAGCCGGACGACUUUUUCGACCGUCUUCUCUCUAGCAUGCGCUUCCACCGGUUUGUGCUGGAGCGUGGUCCACCAUUUCGGGUGUGCGACCUCUUUGACGAGGCGUAUGAUGUGGCGCGCACCAAGGCGCAACCUCUCGUGCCUCAAUUCGUUGCCGACGUUUCCUUCCCCGACAUGGAUUACGAAGCCUUCCUCACCGAUUUCACCCUCUCUCUUGAUCGUAUCGCUCAAAAAUUCAUGGAAAAUGAGCACGACGAGGGCCAUCAAAUUGUUGACGUAAUUCAGGCAGAGGCAGUAGAAGCGCACAAUCGUCUUCACCACCGCCCCUUCCCUCGACUUAACGCCCAAAAAGUAGACGAGUUUGUACAGGUGGCUCAGGAGCUGCGUAGCCAAUCAGUGCCACUGACCAUGGAGGUGGAGGAAAAGCCUCGCAUUGUGCCCAAAGGUGAGCAGUUGGACCGUAACGCGUUCAAAUCAGAGCUGCCCUCGGACAAAUGCCGUGUUAUCCGUGAAUUUGUCGCUGACAUCUUCGAUUUGCACAUCACCGAGGCUCUCAAGCGUCGUAACACUAUUCGACAGAACUUGAAGUCACAGCCCUUUCGACGCCUCUUUGUGGAUGAGCUGUGCAAGAGAAUCAUUCCACCCAUGGCCUCUUCUGAAAGUCUCAACUCCACCUUUCCCGAAGCCGUGACUGUGGAGUUCGAGCGUCGAGCCUCACUCAACUGGGAGCAGUUUGAUGUCAUCGUGGGACUCCUUGAUGAGGCCUUGCGCUACGAGGGGAUGUCCUACAACACCGUUAUAGCUCCUCCUGUUUUGGAACUUACUACCAGAAUCAGUACUCAACUCGGCGGGAUGCGUUAUUUUGCCAACAUGACGCAUCACAUACAGCGUCACAGGAUCUGGUCGGAAAUGAGUUUCUGGGAGGAUGUCUUCAACGAGCAAGUGAACAACCAAAUCAAGCAGCUCUAUUUGCAUCAAUCCGAGGAGGAGCGCAAAAGCGGUAUUCCCUCUGCUGAUCUCCCGACAAUUUACUCGUCUGACCAGUCGGUGCUGGAGAUAGCGGCGGAGGAGCUGCGCUCGGGCAGUCUGCGCUCGGCAGAGUUGCAGGCGAGUCUGCAGCAACAGGAGGAGGGCACGGUGUACGCGCAGAUCCUCCAUUUCAUAAAUCUCAUUGCCAACUUCCGUGUUCCUCUGAACGCUGCCGCACCCCUCAUUCCUAGCACUGAUCAGUUCGGUGGCGUCACCUCUGCUCCCGCUUCCUCGCAGGUGGCCUCCGUCUCCGGUGUUCUGCCUGCCGGCGGCGCUCAACAGUACCAGCGUGGGCUGCCAAAUGGCUGGCCUGCGGGCACCCCCAGCCCAAUCAAUUACCCCCACGACAGGCGUGAUUUGUCCUUCACCAGCACAUUGCUAUCGUCGAAUCACAAUGAGCGUAGAUCCGUUUCCCAUGGUGGCAGUAGCAGUGGUGUCGGAGGUGGAGGACUGGGUCAGCACCACGGCCACCACGUCUCGUCCAUUCCUCCUGGAGGAGGUGGGACGUCAUCGUCGUCAUUGUCGCGAGACGCUGUUCCCACCUCUGACGUUGUUCUCGGCGAAUUGGCAGAGUGGAUCUGUAAAUUUGUUGAAAAGGUCGGCGCCGAAAAUGCCCUCCCGGAGGCCAGCAUUAUUCAGAUUAAAAACAAAGUAGACAGUAUUUUGGAAGGUCAUUUACUUAACCUGGCGGAUAUCUAUCCCGAGGUGAAGAAAAUUCCAAAAAUUAAAAAGCCGGAGAUAGCGAACCCGGCGCUUCUCGCGGAUGAGAGCAUAAUUCGGCUAGCGGGUCUGGAUCGGCUGCCCUGUCAGUUGCUCAUUGACGGCCGAAUGGAGCGAGUUGGCGACAGCGGCGGCAGUGGUGGUGCUGGCGGAGGCGACUGGAGUCGGUCAGAGCAGAUGGUCUUCUUUGAUGCUAAUAACGCUAACGUGGUGGCGCCUUCCUCACAUGAGAUCUUCAACGAGGAGGUGGACAGUGUCAUUCGUACCCUACUACCCGCUCAAGGGGCCCUCUUCGUUACUAACUACCGCGUCAUAUUCAUUGGCGUGCCAAAGGAUCCCUUCCAGUCGAACAAAGUGGUGUGCCGCAGUUUCCCUGUCGCUGCACUGCACUCGAUUAAACGGAUGGGUAGCACACGGGUGGUGACCACCAUCCCCGUGGCACCUACAAUUGCAACAUCUCUCGAAAUGGGCGCUGGCGGUGGUAGCAGUGGUAAAAAACAACACCGGAAGCUGCGUGUUGGCGGCGUCUCGUCUUCUUCUUCUUCUUCCACAGAGACAUUGGACAUCUAUCGCCUGCGUGCGCUCACAAUGCAGAUGAUGCGCCUCGGCUUCGACCCUGAUGAGGUACCUUCUGAGGCACGUGACGAUUUGCGACACCUCCUUGUCGAACUGCGCUUCCACGCCAUCAUUGGACUCAGCUUCAACUCUCCGAACUCUCGAGCAUCCCAGGCAUUGUUUGCCUCAGAAAAUGCUAAUGGGUACCGAUCACCAUUGCCUAGACCGGCAUCGGAUCGGCCAAUGAGCCAGCAGUCGCAAGAAAUGGAUGGUGGUUUGGGAUUGGUGCAAUCGAAGCAGGGCGAUGGUGACGACUCGGUGAUUCUGUCCAUUGUGAGCAGCAGUCGGAGCGGGCGCAGCAGUCGCAGUCAAUCACAGACCGCCAGCACCAUGCAAGCUGCCCUCACGCAGGCGACCGGUCCACGCCUUCGCGGUCUCUCCGUGGUGCGCUCUGUCAUCGAUACCGCCACCUAUCGGCUCUCUGACACCGACUCCCUCGAAGCGACCCCCACUGGACUCUCGGACGACUCUUUACGAGUGGGCGAAUUUACGGACGCAAAGUCACUACUUUCCAUGACUCUGGCGAGUCUACGGUUGGCGGGCUUGAAUCCGGCAAUAUCGGAGGUGCUGCAGCAUUCGCCGGGCUACCUGGACAUGGCCAAAGUGGCUCUCCACUCCACCGACUACUGCAAGCAUCCCUCCUCUACCAGUCCCCUCUCCUCCAUCCAUUCGGGCUGUGCUAGUGCCUCCAACUCCCAGCAUAAGCCUCAACAGCCACUCUACUCGCCUGUCAUCACUCUGGCCAACGCGAACUACGCCAUUACGCGCACAUAUCCCUCUCUUCUCAUUGUCCCCGCUGGUUUUAAGCGCUCACGACUGGAUCGAGUGGCGCGCUACCACAAGCACGGCCGCUUCCCUGUGGUGGUGUGGCAGCACAUGGAGACCCGCGCCUUCCUGCUGCGAGGCGCCGCUUUCCAGGCCAAAUCUAUCCUCUCCGCUUUCAAGCACACUGUUGUCACUAACACUGUACCUGAGAGGCAAUCAGUCACCACCGCCACCACCACAACUACCGUUGCCGCCACCGAUGUAGAGACGAGUACGGAAAUUCCUUCGGCGAAGGAGCAUGCGCGUUACUUUGCCUCACUGGUGAACAUGUCUCCGAUGCCCUCGUCGGCGUCGGGACUCAUGUCUGCCUCAACAACGGCUUCCAUAGCAGGCUCAGUGCUGGAGCGGGAGCCCCUCUCGCCACGCAUCAACUCUAUGAUGCUUCUCGCCACCGAACCGCAGGGUGUCGCUACACCCUCUCCCUCACCACGUGGUGUCGGUGGGACGUUGGCCCAUGAGAAGACAGGCUCGUUGCUUCGCGUCCCCCGUGCCAGUUCACGAGUGGCUGGUUCUGUAAUAUCACUGGAUGCACCAUUUGAGAAGCGUCUCUCACUUUUCACGACUCCUGAAGAGUUGAAUGAGGUUACGACCCAAAUGUUCCACAGCCCUUCGGUAGAGGUCGGUCUUGCCACCUCAUCGGCGAGUGGUGUGCGCAGAGGUCACUACAUUCCAUGCCAAUCUAGUAGACCCAAAAGACGCUUUCGUGCUGGAGCACUGGGCAAAUUUGCUGGCGGGAAGGCGUCAACAACAUCGUAUGCAUUCAGUCACGAUGAUGAGAAGGGUAGCGCUACUAGCUCUUCGACCCAACAUCUUUAUCCAGAAUCUCGAAUGCCAACAACUCUAUAUGUUCUCUGUGAGCGCUCCGUCAAGACCAUGAUGAAAUCAGGCCAAUUUCCCGGCGUGGAGUUCAUUUCCGUGGACUACGCCUCUUACUCCUCGAUACGCGAGACCUUUCGUAAGCUCUACAACGCCUGUUUGCCGAAGGACGCACACUCGCGUCUUGUCGGCGUCUUCAAGGAACGCCGUCGCGGUGGUAGCAUCGACGAGGGAGGCGGAGGUGGUGGUGGCCUUACCAGUGACCACGAGAACAAUCUGGCCGCUGCGGUGCCCAGCGAGAAGGCGGUGGGAAGCGAUGGUGGCUCGCGGGGUGUCCCGGGCGAUAUCAUCACCGCUGUCGCGGAGUCGGGCUGGCUUGAGCAGAUUCAGUCCCUCCUCCAACUUGCUGGCAUCAUGGUCGAGAUUAUAAGCAUCCAAGGCGCCAGUGUUGCCGUCUGUCUCGAGGAUGGUACCGAUAUUGUGACGCAGAUGGUUUCGUUGGCUCAAGUGAUGAUGGAUCCUACGUAUCGAACUAUUUCCGGUUUCUGGGCUCUAGUGGAGAAGGAAUGGCUUCUUUUUGGUCAUCCUUUUAACCAACGUGUGGGCCAAAAGUCUGGAAGCAACAAUGGCAAGGCUUCGCACAUCUCGCCUGUCUUUUUGCAAUUCCUCGAUGCAGUUCACCAACUGUUGCGACAGUUUCCUCUCUCCUUUGAGUUUAACGAUUUCUUCCUCCAAUUCCUUGCUUACCAUCACGUCUCAAAUCGCUUCCACGACUUCAAACACGACUUUGAGCUGCAGCGCAUGGCGCAUUGGCUGAAUCUUACCCCCGACCACUCCUCGCUUAAGUCGGGUAUCUACCAGACCCACUCUAUUUGGCGCUUCGUUCAAGACCAACACGAGGAGUGGCCCGUCUUCUUUAAUUUCUACUACUCUCCUGAGUGCGCUCAAAAGACUUUGAUACCGGCAACACAUCAGGCUGCGUUGAAUGUGUGGAAGUACUAUCUCUCGGAAGACCUGGCCUCUGGACCUGUUUUCGACCUUGAUCUCUUUUGCCCCAGCUACCGUAAGCAGACUAACCGACCCUAUGAACCUGUUCUUCGUCAAGGUUACAACAAUAGUCAUGUGGAGCAGACAUACGCUUUGUUGGGUCUACGCGAGGGCGAUGAGGCAGUGGGAUGGCAGGAAGCGUGGUCGAAGGCGGUGCGACUCUCAGCAGACACAGAGAAUACUAUUGACGAGCCGUUCUCCUCCUUUCCCGAACUACCUCUAUCCGAGGAAGCGGGCGCAGACUUUGAUCGCAUCGUCCGUGCCAAACUCGCUGCCACCACUACUGAUGACAGGCCAAUUGUGCUCAAUACCACCCUCAAACCUCCACCUCCAUUACCGGAGUGCUCAUUCAACUCUCUCCCAAAGCACACCAUUUCCACUACCGCCGUUGGCUUUGAGAUUUCGGGAGGGGGACGUAGCUGCAUCAGCGACGGCGUCGCCUCUCUGCCCUCCGAGUCGGAUGGCGAGGUACCGCUGGGGGGUGAAGAAGACGGUCACAGGGGCUAUUCCCCGCCCGUGGAUGAGUGUGACGAGGCACAGCGGGCCGUAUUUGCACAAAAUCGUGCUAUCACAAUGAAAUGUUUAAACCGAGCAUCCGGUAGGCCACUGAACAAUUCACAGCUCUACCACAACCAGGCGUCAACCCUUGCGGUUCCCACUCCCACAGCUGAUAAUGUGGUUUUACUUCCUCACUCCCUUCACCACAGCGGAUCACUGAACAAUCUUCCGGUUGUCGAGGGUGGCUUCGGUAACCUCAUAGCAACAGCCUUGUUCGAGCAACCACACAGUUUUCGACGAGUAAAGACAACCCUAUCGGUGUCGCGUUGCGAUGCCUGCCAAGCGUUGAUUCUGGCCUCGGGCAUCACACGAGGCCUGGUGCGCUGCGUGGACUGUAACUUCUGCUGCCACGAGAAGUGCGUACCCGGGGUGUCGCGCAACUGUCCUGGGCGGCUGCAAGCUGCGGCCCACCGCCACCCCGUUGGAUCCACCGUAGAGGCCAGUGGUUUGCCCGGAACUGGUGUCAUGCGGCCCUGGAACAGGCAACGGGCUAAAACUGAGGAUUGCAACCUCCACCAGUCUACCACCGAACCCGAAUCGCUCAAUCUCAGCAACCCGCACUUUCGAAGUCGAUACACGACGAAUGCCACGGGUUCCUCAGAAGUACCCUCGCUAUACGAGGCGAAUGGUAAGAACGCCGACUGCCCGCCAGGAAACCUUCCUGCGUUGGACAGCAACCCAUCUCGAGAGAUUCGGGGCCGCGCCCCCGCGCCACCGGAUCUCGGCUCUGUGGCAUUUUGUGGGGAGCUCUACAAGCUGAGCAGUCGCAAGGUGUUGGCCAGCUGGAAGUCACGUUUCUUUGUACUCGAUACGGAACACCAUCAGAUGCGCUAUUAUGACACGGCACAGGACGAGGUACCCCGGGGCUUCAUCGAUCUGCAGGACGUGCGUGCUGUUACGCUGCUGCGCAACACCACCUCCGUGCCGAAACGCUUCCAAGAUAGCUGCGCCUUCGAGGCAAGCGGAAUUGAUACACCAGCACGACAGUUCAGAUUUGCGGCUGAUGAUGCAAAAUCUGCAAGAGCGUGGGUGGAGCGAAUUCAAAGCACGAUACUGUGA
Echinococcus granulosus is the source of this 7998-nucleotide messenger RNA. RefSeq names its product Myotubularin-related protein. Lineage: Eukaryota; Metazoa; Platyhelminthes; Cestoda; Cyclophyllidea; Taeniidae. The coding region runs from base 1 to 7998 and encodes 2665 amino acids. The record is from RefSeq and is a predicted model, not a curated record. The transcript has 32 exons.